Messenger RNA from Momordica charantia (bitter melon), 656 nucleotides. RefSeq names its product non-specific lipid-transfer protein 1-like. Gene Ontology annotation, biological process: lipid transport. The record is from RefSeq and is a predicted model, not a curated record. Lineage: Eukaryota; Viridiplantae; Streptophyta; Magnoliopsida; Cucurbitales; Cucurbitaceae. Gene Ontology annotation, molecular function: lipid binding.
UGAGAUCAUAAAAAAUUGAAAAUCGAAGAUUGUGAUAGUGAGAAUUGGGUAGAAAUAGAAGAAUGGAGAUGAGCAGGAAGAUGAUGAUUGUGGCGGGUAUGGUAAUGAUGUGGAUGGUGGUGGGCGGUGCGGCUAUUUCGUGCGGCUCGGUGAACGGCGCAGUGGCGCCGUGCAUCUCAUACUUGAGACCAGGAGGGGUUCUUUCGCCAGCGUGCUGCAGCGGGGUUAAGAACCUCAACAGCCAGGCUUCUACCACGGCCGACCGUCAGGCCGUCUGCCAGUGCUUGAAGAGUGCGGCUGGCGCCAUCCAAGGAAUCGACUUGGGCCGCGCCGCCGGCCUCCCCGGUAAAUGCGGCGUCAGCGUUCCCUACAAGAUCAGCCCCAGUACCGACUGCUCCAAAGUUCACUGAUCACCCUACCUCCUCCUCACGCACCACAACUACGUACUCUAUGUUAUACCACAAUAAAUAAAACACAGAAGCACCGCUGCCUUUUGCCUUUGGUCAUCCAAUUCCCAUUUCCAGGGAAAAGGAUCCCUCAUCAGUUGUCUUUCAUCUUACUUUCCCAGUUACUUCAGUCUAUGCACUAUGCACUUGCACUGUCCACUUUUUACUUAUAUGUAUUAAUUAAAAUUUCUUCUCUUUUCUCUUUACUAA